ACAGCAGCGCCAUCUAGCGACGGUUGUUGUGCUUCUAGAGCAGCUGCUGCUGAGCUUCUCUGCGACACAAACACUUCUGACGAUAUAUACGAUACAUAUAAAUGACUGCUGACAGUUUACUGUCAUCAUUGCUUUGUUUUGGCAAACACAAAGACGAAACACAGACAGCUGAGUGGUUAUAAACGCUUCAGGCUCUGUGACGUCUUUGGGCAGUUUGAGUGACGUCGUCGAUGGGUGUCAGGUGACAAAACAGAGAGACGAGACUUCCCAGACCUCCGGGACUGACAGCGGAUUAAAUACCAGCGAAAAGCAUAACUUUGAUUUGAAAUAAUCUGCGUGAAGGAAGUAUGGAGGAUGAUGAACUUCCGUCAGAGGAUGGGCUGGGUGGGCGUGGCUCUCUACCUGCUACUCAGCGUGCUGUUGGUGUACUACGUGUUUGAGGUUCAGCGGUUCAGUUUGGAACACGUGCAGAGAGGUGCGACCAGCCCGUCAGCUCCACCCCCCGCCGUCAGCUGGAGUCAGGGCAUUGGCACCCGCUUGCCACCGCUUCCUGCUUGGAUGUGGGCGUCUGUCUUCCUGCUGCCAUACCUGCAGCUCUUCCUCUUCCUGUUCUCCUGCACAAGGGCGGACCCUCGCGCCGUCGGUUACUGUGUCCUACCUGUCUGCCUUGCCCUGCUCUGCAGCCGCCGCCACGCCGUUGGCAAGCCGUCCAAUCACAGCGGCUCACCACUUAUAGACACAUAGAGGGGCGGGGCCAAUGCAGGACGUCACCAGAAGACUAAGUGAACAGUUUGUCGGUUGUGAUGUCACUUCCCUGUGUGCCUUUUGACAGACGUAAACCCACCGCUCCGCCUGAUAAGGACCUGUGUCGAACUGCCCUGAGCGUGGACUGUCGGGAUCAACAAAUACAAACCUUUUUGUAAAAACACACAGAGAAUCCUGUGCUGUGAUUGGCUGGAGGGUAGCUGUGUGUCUAACUGAAGCACCAGUACUGUUGCUAUGGUAACCGGCAGAUAAACUUAUGACCAAGCCAAUCAGAGAGCAGUAUUCUCUGUGACUGUGGUACUUAAUUUGCUACUUUUCUGUGUUUAAUAUCAUGAGUCACAUAACAUACACUGGUUACCAUGACAACUUUAUUAUGUCAAUAAAAUGAAAGAAAAAACAA
This is a messenger RNA of Thunnus maccoyii (southern bluefin tuna), 1165 nucleotides long. It is a transcript of the gene lyset, whose product is annotated as transmembrane protein 251. The record is from RefSeq and is a predicted model, not a curated record. Lineage: Eukaryota; Metazoa; Chordata; Actinopteri; Scombriformes; Scombridae. The coding region runs from base 355 to 744 and encodes 129 amino acids. The transcript is spliced from 2 exons.